Messenger RNA from Oncorhynchus tshawytscha (Chinook salmon), 3877 nucleotides. RefSeq names its product serine/threonine-protein phosphatase 2A 56 kDa regulatory subunit gamma isoform. Bases 90 to 1808 code for a protein of 572 amino acids. The transcript has 16 exons. The record is from RefSeq and is a predicted model, not a curated record. Gene Ontology annotation, biological process: protein dephosphorylation; signal transduction. Gene Ontology annotation, molecular function: protein phosphatase activator activity. Gene Ontology annotation, cellular component: nucleus; protein phosphatase type 2A complex; cytosol. NCBI's taxonomy places the organism in Eukaryota, Metazoa, Chordata, Actinopteri, Salmoniformes, Salmonidae.
CAUGAUACCAAAGAAGAAGAACUGCUAAAGGUUAGGCUUUAGCUUCUGGAGAGCGUCAGAGAGGGAACGAGGGCGGCUACAUUUUUGCAAUGCCGAAUAAAGCGAAAAAAGAGAAGGAGUCGGGAAAAGUUGUAAAAACUGGAGGUCAAGAAAACGACCAUGAGCAGGGUUCCAAUAGGAAAGGCAGUAACAGCGUCCCUCCCGCCACUCAGCUGCUGAAGGGCAAGCAGCCGGGUUCCCAGACGCCGGUCAAGAAGGACAAGAGGCAGAGCUCGUCCCGCUUCAGCCUCAGCAACAACAGAGAGCUGCAGAAGCUGCCUGCCUUCAAAGAUGUCCCUCCGGCAGAGCAGGAAAAGUUGUUUGUCCAGAAGCUGCGUCAGUGCUGCGUCCUGUUUGACUUUCUGUCGGACCCUCUGAGCGACCUGAAAUGGAAGGAGGUGAAGCGGGCAGCACUCAGCGAGAUGGUGGAGUACAUCACCCACAACAGGAACGUCAUCACAGAGCCCAUCUACCCAGAGGUGGUGCACGUGUUUGCAGUGAACAUGUUCAGGACAUUGCCUCCAUCAUCCAACCCCACAGGGGCUGAGUUUGACCCAGAGGAGGAUGAGCCCACUCUAGAGGCCGCGUGGCCACACCUCCAGCUCGUCUACGAGUUCUUCCUCCGGUUUCUGGAGUCUCCAGACUUUCAACCAAAUGUGGCCAAGAAGUAUAUCGACCAGAAAUUUGUAAUGCAGCUAUUAGACCUGUUUGACAGUGAAGACCCUAGGGAAAGGGACUUUCUAAAGACCACUCUGCAUCGUAUCUACGGAAAGUUCCUGGGCCUGAGAGCGUACAUCAGGAAACAGAUCAAUAACAUAUUCUAUAAGUUCAUUUAUGAAACAGAACGUCAUAACGGAAUAGCAGAGUUAUUGGAAAUAUUAGGAAGCAUAAUCAAUGGCUUUGCCUUACCGUUGAAAGAGGAGCACAAGAUUUUCCUGUUGAAAGUGUUGCUGCCUUUACACAAAGUCAAGUCCCUUAGUGUCUAUCACCCACAGCUGGCUUAUUGCGUGGUGCAGUUUCUAGAGAAGGAUAGCACUCUCACAGAACCGACGGUGAUGGCUCUGUUGAAGUACUGGCCGAAGACACACAGUCCAAAGGAGGUGAUGUUCCUCAAUGAGCUGGAGGAAAUCCUGGACGUCAUCGAACCCUCUGAGUUCGUCAAGGUCAUGGAGCCUCUCUUCAGACAGCUGGCCAAGUGUGUGUCCAGCCCUCACUUCCAGGUGGCAGAGCGAGCGCUGUACUACUGGAACAAUGAGUACAUCAUGAGUUUGAUCAGUGACAAUGCUGCCAGGAUCCUCCCUAUCAUGUUCCCCUCGCUCUACCUCAACUCCAAGACCCACUGGAACAAGACGAUCCACGGUCUGAUAUACAACGCCCUGAAGCUCUUCAUGGAGAUGAACCAGAAGCUGUUUGAUGACUGCACACAGCAGUUCAGAACAGAGAAGAACAAAGAGAAGGCCAAGUGGAAAGAGAGAGAAGAGGCGUGGGUGAAGAUUGAGAAUCUGGCCAAGUCCAACCCUCAGUUCCUGGUGUACGUGGACCCGUCAGACCUGGGUAGUCCUAUGGAGACAGACGGACCAAUGAUGGAGGAUGUUAACAUCUUGAAGAAGACCAUAGAGGAAGAAGCCACGCAGCUCCAGAGGAAUGAGCGUAAGGAGCGUCCGCUGGUCAGGAGGAAGUCUGAGCUGCCUCAGGACAUCUCCACCGUCAAGGCCCUGGAGACGCACCGGAGGGCCAAUGAUAUGGUCACACCACACGACGGACACUAAAGACACACGCACGUACACGAGCAAACACGUACAGACAGUCUCUCUCUCUCUCACUCUCACACACACACACACACACACACGUACAGACAGUCGCACACACAGACGUACAGACAGUCUCCCUCUCUCUCACACACACACACACACACACACACACGUACAGACAGUCACACAUACACAGUCAGACACCACAUACUGACAGACAGACCAGCCCCGGGGGGCCCAGAACAGUCCAGACCAGAAUAGAACAAAACAGAAUGGCCUGGCUGAAAGAAGCUGCAGCUCAAACAACUCCACCAGUCCAACUCUGAAGUGUUCCCCAGUUUGCUGCAGCCCUGCCCAGAGAUGUCAAUGGCACAGGACUGUAUGACAUGACCACCAAACAUGACAUUGUUGCCCUCCCUCCCUCUCUCUGUCUUGUAAAAGCAGUGCUGUCCCCUUGUGGUCAUUUUUCUCAGGUCUUCUGUUAUUGUUUUAAUUUGUUGGGUUCUUUCUGUUUUUCUCUCAUCCUCAUUCUAGAUGUCAUGUGCACUGGCAAUAGGAUUGGCAGACAGACAUGUAUUAUAGAUGCAUACUGUACGUAAUGGGCGAAGGAAGAAGCAAUUUAGUCUCCUCUCUCGCUCUCUCAGCAUAGAGAGGAAAGCACAGUCCUUCUCUCUCAUGUUUAUUCUUUGUUGCCUAGUUACUGCUGCUAUUGCCAUAAGCGUAAUAUUUUUCUUGUGUUCUGCUAGGAUUGAUUUGAUGGGAGGGGAAUUAUUGGGGACCGCCAAGAGACGUAAUAAAGUUGUGGCUCUAAAUGUGCUUGGCUUAGUGAAAGGGGGGUUCUUCUGUCCACUGGACAUCAGCUGGUCUGUACAGACCUAGUUUGGUUCCAACCUCACGCUUGCUUUUUCUUGCUUUUUUAAAAACUUAUCCACCCUUUCUUCGCUCUAUGAUAUUGUAGGCAAUAAGUUGCAGUGUGUUUGGUUGGUUUGAACAAUGGUUAAUGGUGUUCUAAAACUGAGGGCACAGCACAUCAAUUGUUUUCUGGAUCCAUUGGAGUUUACUGUCCAUGUGAACACGUCAAUCCCAUUCCCUGUCGGUCUGUUCGUGUCUUCAUUCAUAAUCAGUAUUGAUCAAGACAUCCAAGUCAUGUUAGUGUUGUGAAAGCUGAGGUCUGUGUUCUAGUUCAGUGUUUACAGACUCUCAUUGAGCUGUAGUGUGGGAGGAGCCGUACUGGGCUACACACAGGAAUACCUGCUCCUCACUGCUCUCUACUCUUCAUAACCACUUUCUGAUGUUGCUUUUAUACCUUGAUAACUAAGUAGCCUAGUUCAGUCACAUAAGAUCAUUGUCUGUAGUCAGUCAAAAUUCAUCAAGCCUUUCCUUUCAUAGUGCCUUUAUUGUACAAGCGGCUAAACUGAGAGUAGAAUAGCAGUGUUAUGUGAAUGCAGAACCAUGUUCAAUUUAGCAUUAGCUUCCCAACAGACCAGAGAGACGCACGUUGAAACACAAUGACACUCACACCUACCCACAGAGUAUUUAGGGCCAUGUUUAGUGUAAAACGCAUACAAGUUGUUUUUGUUAAAUCUACAAAGCAGAUCAAUGAUUGUGGUCAAGCUAGAGAGGAGUGGGUAAGCCCCAAAGACUUAAGAUAGAAGCACUUCCUGAUAAAACUUGAAGAAUAAAAACCCAAGAUCCAAAAUGAAUUAAUCAUUCGUGCUGUCUGGUCUGUUUAGUCACGUCAGUUCCUCUGUGUGCCUGAUGGAAAAACGUGUAGAGAAGGAUGCUUCUCAUUCAACCUGAUCUUAUUACCCCUCGCCCUGUUCCAUUUAGGACGUCCCCCAAAUGGCACCUUAUUCCCCUAUGGACCGUGAUCGAAAGAAGUGCACUAUAUAGGAAAUAGUGUGCCAUUUUAAGAUGCACCAUUGUUUGAGUCCCCAGACAGACAUGCACUCUGGCUGUAUCCCUGUAGAGAAGCUCUGUGUGAGACACUACUUCUGGAUGUGUGCAGGGUCUUUUUCAUUGCCUGCAAAAACUCUGAUGUUCAGAUUGAAUGUGCAAAUUGUAAAUAUAUUACUAUCAUGACGUUU